This is a messenger RNA of Dovyalis caffra, 562 nucleotides long. Lineage: Eukaryota; Viridiplantae; Streptophyta; Magnoliopsida; Malpighiales; Salicaceae. The record is from the annotation of a GenBank genome assembly.
AUGGCUUGGUUGAGCUCAAUUACAGCUAUCGGCCAUCUCCCGGUAAGGAAAGUGGAAUUCCCCAGCCUGAUGGUUAGGGUCAAGGCUUGGUCUUCCCCUCCUCGGGCUUACACUUCACUUCGGGAACAUCUAUUACAGGAAGUUUAUCAAGUCCUUUUCGAUAUAGAAAGUUGGUCAAUUCAUGAGAAUUUGAAACUUUCAAUGGAAGUCUUAUUAUAUAUAUGUGAUUUUCAUCGAUAUGCACUGAAUCUAAUUCCUUCGAGGCGAAUGGUCCACUCAUCAAAUCCAGUUCAAAGGAAGAGGGACAUUCCUACUUCCCUUCCAGAAGGAGGGGCUUUAAUAGUAAGAGCAAGACAGCCUUACUUAAAUGCCAGUACUCCCUCAGGGCUCAAAUGCCAUAACUACCUCAGGUAUGAAAGGGGUAAGCUGCUAGAAUCUCUUGCCUUGGUGACUCGAUCGGCUGUCUCCCCUUCUCAAACAUUGAUUCCUCCGAAUAGGGUCUUUUCCCACCAGGCACCGUGGCCUUAUAUCCCCCUGGUCGUAUUCAAAGGAUCUCUCAAGA